UUCUUUUCGCCGUUACCCGACGACACCGCCCAUGUCGCUCCUUCACUUCCCUCGCUCCCACGCCUGUCCGGAGGGGCCUCACCUACGCCUUCAUCGGCCUAGGACAAAUGGGCUAUCCAAUGGCCCUCAACCUCGCCCGAAAAUCCGAUCCCUCCACUCGAUUGCUCGUGCACGACAUCUCCGGCUCCGCACUCCGUGCCUUCAAGGCCGACUCAGUCACGGGAGAACAGGGCGCAAAAGUCGAGAUCUGUGUUAACGUGGACGAUAUAGCGCUGGGCGGGCCCAGUAAAGGUGAGGUACCGAGUGUGGUUAUGACGAUGUUACCGGCUACGCAGCAUGUGGAGUCAGUCUACACUCGACUCAUCUCUGCGUUCCCUGGAUUUCGGGAUAAGACAUCGCUGAAGAAGCCGAUUACGUUUAUUGAUUCUUCUACGAUUUCACCGAGGGCGAGUAUCUCUCUUGCGAGACGGAUGUCGCAUUUGGGAAAGUUCGUUGAUGCGCCGGUUAGUGGUGGUACAGCCGGUGCGAAUGCGGGUACACUGACGUUCAUGAUUGGAAAUACGGAGUACGCUACUCCACCUCCUCCGCUAAUCGAAUCCGUCCUCAAGAAAAUGGGCACGAACCUCCUCGCCUGUGGCCCCACUCCCGGCUCCGGCCUGAAAACAAAGCUCGUCAACAACUAUCUACUUGCAAUCCAACAACUCGCAAUCGCCGAAACCCUAGCAUUGGCGGAACACAUGGACCUAAACCCGGCAGAGACAAACAAGAUCAUCAACGUCAGCACCGGCCGCUCGUGGUCUUCGAUGGUUAACCCACCCGUUGUGGGAGGCGCCCUCGAUGGUAAGGAAGUCCCACGCGCACGGGGCUGGACAGGCGGUUUCGGCACCGCGCUCAUGUGGAAAGAUCUCGGACUAUGUCUCGACGCCGUUGGUGCGAACGUGUCUACGGCGAAUGGAAACGGAGCGAUGAUGCCUGCCGCGGGUACACCGGUUGGGAGCGCGGCGAUGAUGGAUGGUGCUGCGUGGAGGACGAGGGCGAAUGGAGCGAGGACUGGGACGGAUUGUUUGCUUGAUGCGAGGGGGGUUAAGCCGGCUAGGAGUGCGGAAAGUGGAGCUGUUGCGCAGGAGGCUGUGAAGCUAUCUGGAGCGCCUUCCUCGUCAGACUUUGGGUCACUUGCCAGCUCCGAGGUUCAGGAGUCUGAAGGCACCGGCGAGGCGGCACAAGCAGCAUCGCCACACGGAGGACAGAACUUGCCGAUGAUGGAUUUAGGGAUGGCUGCGGCACACGUUUGGCAGAAGGCCACACAGGAUCCCCGGUGUGCGGGGAAGGACUUUUCGAGUGUAUGGAGGAUGGUGGUAAAGGAGGGAGAGUGAGUGAUAUUGUCACACAAUCGCAUAGUGUCUAGUUAAUCGUAGCAUACCCAAUAUUGAUAUCAAUUCAUGAAGUACCCAAAACACCCCUUCUGAGAUACUCCACCCCACCCUUCUCCUCAUCCGUCUUCAACAAAAAAGUAAUGAUCCCCCUCGCAACAUUCUCUCCAUCAUUCUCCCCCGCCGCUCUCGGCCACGCUUCCUCAACUAC
Saitoella complicata NRRL Y-17804 is the source of this 1581-nucleotide messenger RNA. RefSeq lists its product as uncharacterized. Gene Ontology annotation, biological process: L-valine catabolic process. The coding region runs from base 108 to 1373 and encodes 421 amino acids. Lineage: Eukaryota; Fungi; Ascomycota; Saitoellomycetes; Saitoellales; Saitoellaceae. Gene Ontology annotation, molecular function: NADP binding; NAD binding; 3-hydroxyisobutyrate dehydrogenase activity. The record is from RefSeq and is a predicted model, not a curated record. The transcript has a single exon. Gene Ontology annotation, cellular component: mitochondrion.